AUGCGUGAUUCCUGCUUGGUGCUGCUGGCCAUUGUACUCGCUACAUGUGCUGAAGCUACCUCGACCAAGUGGUCACUUUUGCCUCAUUCGCUCCGUUCAAUGGACGCACAAGACAUCGCGUCCACGAGGCUGUUGCGAGGCUACGAGGCCGCGGACAGUGUGAAGGAGAGCAGCGAAGAUCGAGCGACUGGUAUUAAGCUCCUUGACGACUUCUUUGAGAAUCAACAGUUGAAGAUGUGGGCGAAGAAGGGGGUCUCAGCUGCCAACGCUUUGAGCCUGACGAAGCUUGACGACGCAGGAAACGACAUUUUCGCCAGCCCCUCGUGGAGGGACGUUGGGUUCGCUACGUGA
Messenger RNA from Phytophthora sojae, 351 nucleotides. RefSeq lists its product as hypothetical. The transcript has a single exon. NCBI's taxonomy places the organism in Eukaryota, Oomycota, Peronosporomycetes, Peronosporales, Peronosporaceae. The record is from RefSeq and is a predicted model, not a curated record. Bases 1 to 351 code for a protein of 116 amino acids.